AUGGGGCUGACCAGAUGCGAAUUCCAAGGCGCCGGCAACGAAAAGGCAACACGAUCUUUGAAAGAGGCGGUGCUGUUCUACGAAUCCUUUCUGGAUGAAGUGGUGGCCGCUUCAGAAGAUGAACUUCCGUCUUCAAGCCCUGGUAGGAGAUAUGACCCAGCUCGCUGCUCUCUAGAUUCAUUGGCCGACUGGCUGGAAGACGCAACGCACAGCUCUGCUUUUUCAGGAAUUGCGGCGCCCGAGACUGCGCUUUUAGGUUUUCAUCACGCGCUUCAAGCCCGCUUGCCUAAGCGAAAGGUGGCGCUCCCCAAGUUGCUGAGCUUUUGCGAAUGGAACACAGAAUGCCAAGCUGAGUUGGAGACGCUUGCUUGCGGCAUCGAGCAGAACACGUGCAUUUUCACUGACAUUGCCCAGUUUUUCCGCCCAGAGCUCUACGAAGUGCUUGAAGAGUUGAAGAAGAAGCCGUCGAUGGCUGUGGAAGUUCUCAGCCCACUCUUGGCUGCCCAAAGCGCCAUGCGGAGGAAGGCGCACUGCGCGCGCCACAGCAAGCUAUGCUUCAUUGGCACAGCAAGAAUGCACACGGCAGGAAGCAGUUGCACUGCCCACAGCAAACAAGGGAAGCAGUUGGGGCUGGCAGACCCCAAUGUGCUUCACCUUUUAGCGUGGAUCGGACUGAGGCUGGAGGUGCAGGAGUAUGAAAUAAGUUUGGAGAACGUUGAGAGCUUCCCAUCUCACAUUCUGGAGCGGCUCCUGGGCAAGUACUACGUGAUAGAGUCGCAGGAUGGCGUCUUGCAGAACGAGUACGAGCGUGAACUUCAAUGGGCCUCCUCGCGCUCUUUGAGCAUGACCCACGCGUUUGGUGACGAAAAGGAGGCCGCUGCCUCUGCCUUGGACACGAUCAUCAAGCACUAUGGCGUGGACAGGGUUUCUGCUGCCAAGGAUGCGAUUGUCAGCGCGGGCGGUCCGGCUAAGCAGCCUUUCCUCGCGGCCCUGAAUGUCACUGAGGUUGAGAUGAGAUCAAAAUACUCGGAGCGUUUUCCAGCACAGGCUUGCUCCCAAGCAGGCAACAGCAUGAACGUGAUUUGCCCCUACAUUUGCGUGCUGCAUUCUGCAGCUUGCUGGCGAGCAGCGGCAGCUACUGACAGGAUUGUGGCGGAGGUGUCUCUGUUCCGGGAUGCCUGCAUGCAGCAGCAACACGCGGCCCAUGUUGCCCAACAAGAACACUUGGCUGCAGCGGCAGAGGCAGCUCGGGCAGUAGCGUCUCUUCGUGCGCCAGAAGGUGAGCGAGCCUACGUGCUUUUCCCGCACAUGUUUUGGAAUUGCGAUGCGCAACCGGCGGUGCCCAAAGCCAGCCAGACCUUGCUAUGUGACUGCUAUGUGGGAUGGCGCAACGCUGGAAGUCCAGUUCGGCAGAUCCUGAGAUUGUGGCUGGGGCCUCGGGCGCUGGCUGCCAGCGAUGAAGGAAGCACUGGUGGCACUGCUGGCGCAAUGCCCAGCCCCCGCAACACCGAGAAAAAGAGGAGAUUCAAGGCUGUUUCUGAGCCUGGCGCGGGGGAUGGCAAGAAGUCUAAAAGCGCGAAGGAGGCUCAGUCCAUUGAGGAGCUCUUUGGCGAGGAAUGCGUGGGGGCCCUGAGGAUUGAGCGCAUCUUUGAGAUUUUCGGGGAGCCAAAGAAUGAGUACGUUGACAUCCCCUGGUUCGAUGAAGACGGCAAGCCGAAUCUGAUUGCUGACCCAUUGAACCGACCCUUGCAGCUCUCGACUGUAGCCGAGUACGAGCAACGGCUGUUUGCUUCGGGCCUUGCUGACGAUUGCGCAGGUUUGCCAUGGCUGCGCUGGGGGAAAGGCGCGAAGGCGCGCAACUACCCGCUCCUGUGCUUGAGCUACAACCACAGGCGUCAGGCCUUUUACAACGCCUAUUCCAGAGAUCCGCAGCACCCAAUGGUCCAACAAGCCCUUCAGCAUGGUUUGCGGCGGGCCCGAGUGCUUGGCAAAGACACGCCGAACUUCGUAGUCGAGUGGCUCUGCUCAGAGCACAAUCGCCACCAUCAAGGAAGUGGUGAGACAGUCUGCGGGCUCUUGGGCGAAAGCCUCAAAGUGGAAGCCUCCUGGAAAAAGCGCUGUGCGUUGGAGGGCAUCACCGCUCGAAACCCGAACUACCAGAAGUUGUACGACGCCUUCGUCAGAACUCACUCUGAGGCUUUCAAAGAGACUGUGACGGCUUUCGGAGAUGCCAAAUCUUUGGCACACACGCUUGAAUUCUACGAUGUGUAUUCAGAAUUUCAGGACUGGCACCUGGCGCAUGGCGACUUUCUGUGCGGCUUCAACCCUAUGUCUGCGCUUUCGACAAUGAACGCGAUGGCCAAUGUCAUCGAGGACCGUGCUAUGAUGGCAAACAUCAUGACGCCCAUGGGCGAAUCCGUGACAUUCAAGAAGCUGCUCAAAUGCAAGGCUGAGCAGGAGGAAGACCUAGCUAUAGAGAAGAAGCUGGAGCAGGAGCAAACAGAUCAGCAGCAGGAGGGUCCAGGUCACUCCAGCGGAGGCGAAGAGGAUGAGGAGGAGGAGGAGAAGCAGCCAGACGUUGAUGAGAUCUUGCACGGUCUCCAGUCCGCGAAACAGGCAAAGCGCGAGAAGAAGAUUGCGAAGAAGAAGAAGAGAGAGGCCAGCAAAAAGAAGGCCAAGGCAGAUGCUUGCCGCAGCGAAGAGCAGAUGCCCGACAAACCCAACAAAGGCCUUGACGAGGCCAAGGAGUUUAUCGAGACUAUUUCCACCAGGACCAAGCCGCCGGAGUCCAGAGUCAAGCAUGCCCUGGACGACUUCUUGUGCGCCUUGAGCUUUGCCCGCUCCAAUCUCCGGGCCAGCAUUUCGGAUGAGGAAGCUGUCCGGACCAAGAAGUUCCUGACCAGUUUGUUUCUGGAACUUGCGUGGGCGUGCUCCGUCGCGGUGAACGGCAAGACCUUCAAAACUUACUACGCCUUCCGAGAGGAGUGCCAGCGCGUGUUUUACGCCGCCCACCAGAAGCUGCACGUGGGCGAAAAGUCCUAUGACCCGCUAGUGCUGGCGCAGGAGCUGAUGUCCAUGGUCAACGAAGCAGCUCGGCUGUCAGCUGCUGCGGAGCCCAACGAAGAGACCGACGGUGGCAAGGAUGAGGAGGCAAUGCUUGGGUAUGUCCGCGGCUUUGACGUGGACCCUGUCAAAAGCUUUGUCGAGUCCCAGCUGGUAUUGCCAGAGUCUAUGCAUGAAAAGUUUUCUGUGUUUCGCAGGGCUUUGGGCACGCGACAGCGCCAGUUCGCUGACAUUGCGGAUCUUCCCACGCAGCUUGCGUUCUUCCAUGAAGUGUUCGCGGAGGUCAACGCUGUGCCGAAGGCUUGGGUCAUUUAUGGCUCUUGCGUGGGCUUCCUGCUGAAGCAGACAGGUCGCUUUCCCGACGGUGCUGCUGCGGUUUUCCGGUCAUCAGAUGACAUUCUUGGUCGCUUCUGCUCUGCGCGGGCCCGGUACAUUAUUCUGGGCUUGAAGGACUUGGUCACCAUGAGGGUGCUCAAGGGGGCCCCCGCUGUCUUCAGCUUGGUGGCGUCUUUAGCUUCAGAGGUCGAGUCCAUUCCACCGCUUGACAUGACCUUGAUGGAUGGCCAGGGCGACAUCAUCCCUGAAUUGGCUCAGCAAGGAGAUGAGGGUUGGAGCAGCAAGUGGUCGCAGCUUUUGACAAGCUGCGCGGCGGUGUCAGAUGUUCCAAAAGCAGCCAGAGACCUGCUUGGCAUUCAGACUCAGCAGAAGACACAGCUGUCGCAGUCAGCGCCUGCAGCAGUGCCAAGAGGAGCGAGCGCAGAGAAAGAGCAUUUUGCGGCCCUCGCUCAGUCGGUGAAGUCCGCGAAGUUCCAGGACACCGCGCACGUGCUGCCAUCUCAUGUCUUCAAGUUGCAGGACUCGGGCUCGGGUGACGCAGGCGGCGAAGAUGUUGAUUUGGAGUCUGACGCGGGCCAACCUGAAGAAGAUGCCGAGCCUGAGUCCGCCUUUGCGGCUUUGCAGAAGCCUCUGAUCGUUGCCAAAGACUUGCACUCCGUCUUCUUGUCUGCCUGCAGCGAUGAUGACGGCUCUCGCGUGCGGGAGAAGAACAAGCUGGAGAAAGAACUUGGCAUUUCCAUGGCUGCGCAGUGGGUGAAGAUUGUUGAGCGAUCUCUUGAAAGUCUCCUCUGGGGCGUACUGGCUGAAUCCAGCGCCCACACCGACAAGUACGUCUUGUUUGUGGCCGACUCUGCUGUCUCAGGCAUCAAGGACAAAGUUGCUCUUGUGAACGCCCCAGCUGGCCUUGACUUGUGCUAUGUCGGGCCAGUGUCUACCACAAUGUCAUCCCCACAGGCAAAGAACAUUGCCCGCAUUGGAGGAGUUGACUUUUUUGUGCACCCUGCACCGACCCCACCAAGCGGCGAAGUCCUGGUACCAGCGUGGCUUGCCAAACCGACCCCCAAAAAGGAGAACGUGACUCUCAAGGCGGAGGAGGUUGGCAUGGACGCGUUCGUGACUUCGCAGGGCCUUGUUUCGAUUUCGCCUCCUGUGGCUAUUGAGACCUUGCGGGAGAACACGCGGGAGCUGGAGCGUCAGAACGAGUUCCUGAAGUCUGAAGUGCAAAAGCUGUCACAGCAAGUUGCGGCUGCCCACGCAGAGAAGCUCAACAUGGCCGAGCAGAACCCAGGCCAGGACAAGCCAGCAAACACCCAGAAAGCAGAGGCUGCCAAGGCUGCCAAGUCUGUCGAAGAGACGGCUGCGGCUGUGGAUUUGGCUCGCGCCAAUGAGUCCAACGAGUCUGGCGUCAAGCCAGCUCAGCCAACAGUUCCAGUGCCGGAGUCAGCUUUUGAAGGGGUGCGUCAAGAUCCGGCUGAUGUUCAGUCGGGCAGCGUGGCUGGCCAGAGCAAAGCUGACAAAGCUGACAUGGGUGCCGGUGAGGGUAAGAAGGGCACGAGCGGCGAGAUUGUCAACAAGUUUGCCACGUUCCGCCUGACUUUGCACACGCUUUCGACCUUGGAGAUGGAGACACCGUCUGCGGCGCCGGUUUCUUUGGCGCGAGCAAUGACGGCAGCAGAGGUUGCAGCGAAAGCCUCAAAGCAGAAGAAGGAUACCUCUGCGCACGGCAAGGCUGUCUCUGUUGGGAUGGCAGCAGCGUGGGAGAUUCGCUUGCACGAGCUAGAGGCGAAAGGCGAAGAGACAGCCGCCACCAAAAAGAAGAGAAAACUCGAAGAGAAAAAGGGCGACAAAGCAGCCGCGAUGAAAGCUGCGAAGGGUGCGCACUUGUUGAAGUGA
Molecule: messenger RNA, 5292 nt
Organism: Effrenium voratum
Lineage: Eukaryota; Dinophyceae; Suessiales; Symbiodiniaceae
Source: the annotation of a GenBank genome assembly